CGAUAAACCACAAUUCCAAAACCACUCUAGUUGUUUUCUUUGGUUUUGGUUUCUCUCUCACCAAAUCUCUCCCCCAUGGAGUUUGGUUCCAAAUAUAGAGAUGAUCUCAUUUUUCAGUCGUCAAUUCUGCCUGAAAAUUACAUGAAACCGGGAUUCAGAAAUGAGUAUCCUUUAGAUUCUUGCUCAUCUAAAGGAUAUCCCCAAGAUUUCCCCCAAAUGGAUCAGUUUCAUGUUGAUUGCUUAUCAUCAAAUUCGGAAUUUGGGGUCGGUCCUCCCUAUUUCAAUCACUUCAAAACUUUACUGAAUGGUUCUUCUUCGAAUUUCAAUAUCUUCGAUUUGAUACCCCUUAUAGAAGAUGGUACCAUUGAGAAUUUUCAGGAUAGGGCCUCCAUGAAUUUUCCUCCUGGAAUCAUGCCUGAGGUCAUGACUGCCCAAGAUAGGAGCCCCUCAUUGAAUUUUCAACAACCACAGUUGCCUAACUUGGCAUUUUUACCUGAGCAGAUGGCAUGCACUACUAAAGAAAAUAAGCUUUGUAAGAAGAUGGGCAUGAUUAGAACAAAAGUUCCAAUUAGGAAGACAAGAAAAGCUCAAUGGAAGGACAAUUUGGUCAAGGGGCAAUGGAGUACUGAAGAAGAUAGACUUUUAAUGGACUUGGUGGAGGUGCAUGGGUCAAAAAAUUGGUGUCAAAUUGCUCAAUCAUUGAAAGGAAGAAAAGGAAAACAGUGCAGGGAAAGAUGGCACAAUCAUCUGAGGCCGGGCAUCAAGAAAGAUGCAUGGACCGAGGAAGAGGAAAUGAUUAUAAUCAAGGCUCAUUCAGAAUUUGGAAAUAAAUGGGCAGAAAUCGCCAAGAAGCUUAAUGGGAGAACAGCAAACUCGAUAAAGAAUCAUUGGAAUACAGCCAAAAAAAGACAUUUUUCAAGUCGAAAAUUUCGAAGCUCAAAUCAUGAAAAACCAAGUUCACUUCUCCAAAGUCACAUGAAAAACUUGAUUGAACCUGCAAACAAUGCAACUAGUGAAAGUAACAAGAUGACAGUGCCAUUGGUUAUGGAUUCAUCGCUGCAGUAUGAGACGAAGAGUGAUAUGGACUUGAUAGAAAUGAUGUCUCAAUACAAAUUCUAAAUGAAGCUUCAUUUCCAUGCAGACCCAGAUAUGUUUCUAUGUCUUUUAAACCUGUUAAGGGUUUUUUUAGUGAUUUUAGAAUAGAAUUUUUAUUUUCUUUUUUCGAAGUGGAGAAGGAUAGAACUGAAACUUCUGUCUUUGUUAGUAAUGUUAUGACAUUUGUCGUUUGAUUCGCUGUGGAAAUUUUGUCGUAAUCGUUUUCUUUA
Molecule: messenger RNA, 1325 nt
Organism: Macadamia integrifolia
Lineage: Eukaryota; Viridiplantae; Streptophyta; Magnoliopsida; Proteales; Proteaceae
Product: transcription factor MYB115-like
Exons: 3
Coding region: 76-1119 (347 amino acids)
Biological process (GO): regulation of DNA-templated transcription
Cellular component (GO): nucleus
Molecular function (GO): DNA-binding transcription factor activity, RNA polymerase II-specific; RNA polymerase II cis-regulatory region sequence-specific DNA binding
Source: RefSeq, a predicted model, not a curated record